AUGCAUUCGCUUCACUAUUCUGACUCUACUCUCACUCCAUUACUCCUUCUCCUCUACUCCUCACAUUCUGAGCAAAACUCUCUACACUCAGCAGUCUCUCACUUCUCUCUACUCUCUCUCUCUCAACUCGAUCUCUCUCUCUAUCUCUCAAUCUCCUCUUCUCACCUCUAUCAAUAUCAUCUCUCCCUCACUACGUCCCUCCCCCUCACCUCUCCUUCAUCUUAUCCACAAUCUCACCACACCCUCAAUCACCAUCCGCUCGCCCACACACACACACACGCAACACCCCUACACUCUCUCCUACCUCUCUACCGUCCACACUACUCAACACCUCACGUCAACACAACCCACACGAAAUCAACACCCCUACCACACAACUCACACCCACCUACCCACUCGGCAACACAUAGAACAUCUGCCCCUCUCCAUACACACUCCCUUACACCUACUGGCACGCACCAACACACAUCCGACUUCAUCCCACACAACCCUACAGAACUCGCACAACACAAAACCUUUCUCCUCACAAUCAUCAACACGUCUCACAUUCCAACACCCAACACAACUAACUCACACCUCAACAACACAACACACUCACACUCACACUCCCAAAAACACCACCAUCACUACGGACACGUCUCUCUCCACCUCAAUAUCCAUCACUCCCACACUCAUUUCAUCCUACAACACCCACCUUGCACUCGUCCAACUCACGCAUCACACUCUCCUUCUCACUCUCCAUCACUCCACCCACUCACCCACUCUACACCUCACAAACUUCUCACUCAAUACUACAUCUCUCACACUCACACUACAUCCUCACUCUUUCACUAUCCAUACAAUCCUACGCAUGAUCUCUCUCUUUCUCUCUCUCUUUUAGGAAGUCUCACACACUCACUAUUACACAGACACCACUCCUUCGGUUCAACACCAACUAGACUCUUCCCCCACCAUUCUCCCCCCUCCUCACUCACUCUUCACUCCACCACGGUUCAACACACCUUCCUCUCUACACACACACACCCACUACAUACUCACCGUCACCCCCACCACCCACGACCUCCACCUUAUCUCUCCCACCUCACUGAUUCUCAUCGCUCUCACCAACACUAA
Nezara viridula (southern green stink bug) is the source of this 1113-nucleotide messenger RNA. The record is from the annotation of a GenBank genome assembly. Lineage: Eukaryota; Metazoa; Arthropoda; Insecta; Hemiptera; Pentatomidae.